UUAUAAAUAAAUAACUCCAACAGCGGCAUUUUGACAUUGAUUAGAAUUUAAAUAUCAUUACUAUAUAAAAGAUAGCUUUUGUAAUGUUUGGGAGCAUUAAGCGUCGUUUUCAUCGUUCGUGGUGGGUUUGUAACGAUGGUUGAACGCUUGCAACAUUGUAUCAAUAUUUAUGUGGCAAUGUAAUGUCGCAUGCAAGCGGAAAGAAAAGAUACGAAUACAUAUGUUGAUGAAUAGACAAAUUUUGUCGCAUGUUCCACAUAGUUCAACUUGUCGCCUUCGUUAUGAGCGGUUGAUGAAACGAACGAUACAUAUUUUAUAAAAUUCAUUUGAUGUACUGCUUUAAGACAAUAUGGACGCAUCAGCAACGACGUCUAAUUACAAGUUACAACAAUUAAAUAAAGAAAAUGGCUGUGCAACGGCGGCAAAUGAUACUUCGCAGACCGAAGACAACAAAAUAGACUUCAUCCUCGUCUACACGCAAUCAGACGAUGAAGACAAAAAUGCAGACCGGGAGAUAUUCGAAGGGAAUUUAGCAUUGCGAGGAUUGGAAUUGAGACACGUUCCUUCAUCUAGCGCCACGGAACAAAACUUGGUUUUUGUACAAGUACAUGCCCCACUCGAAGUGUUGUACCAGAAAGCAGAAGAUAUGAACAUUCAGAUGCCAAUCAAAGAUAGCAAAAAGAAAAAGAAAAAGAGAGAUUCGGAGAAAACCUUUUCAGGAAACCUUUACGAAAAGUACGAGCAUCGGGAUCCAUUCGUCGUAAAAAAUCCCACUGUUAGACGUCGAAAUCCAAGUACAACAACGACGUUUUCGACGGCGAAUGUUGCCGCUUUUGAGACAAAGAAUGGCCCGUAUUUUUUCGACAAUGCGGAAAGAAGUCGAAUGGUGCGACGGAUAUUACAGUUGACGUCAUUUAAACGUACGGAAACCUCUGAGGAAGUCGAGGAACACGAGGACGACACGACACUCGAGGAAGGUCAUGGGAUAGAACAGUUGUGUCACAACGGUGUAUAUCAAUCGUACUACCCCCUCCAUGAUGGACCAUUACAAUCACCUGAUAAUCACGAGAUGUCACGUGAAAACCACAAUGCGUCAGGUGGUGAUGGCAGUGUGACUCGAAGCAGUUACAUGACAUCACGUGACGAUUACACCGAUAACGAUCGACAAAGAUUGCGCCAGGACUGGGCCUCUUUUUCAAAGAUAUUCAAAUACCAACCUCUAGACGCCAUCCGGGACUAUUUCGGCGUACGCGUAAGCUUCUAUUUCGCAUGGCUUGGGGUCUACACCACGUUCCUUGUACCAGCUGCGAUCGUGGGUUUCCUGUGUUUCUUGUAUGCCCUUGGAACCAUGACAACGUCUGAACCUCUCAAGGAAAUUUGCGAUCAGGCAAAUGAAAGACUGUUUUACAUGUGUCCUCAAUGCGACCGACAUUGUAGUUUCUACAGUCUAACAACUAACUGUCAUUACUCAAGAUUUGCGCACCUUUUCGACAACGAAGCUACGGUAUUCUUCUCAGUCUUCAUGUCGAUAUGGGCGACCCUUUUUCUCGAAUACUGGAAGCGCACGGAGGCCACGCUUGCGUUUAAAUGGAACGUCUACGACCUUUUGAGAGAGUACGAGCCGCUACGGCCUGAAUUUGUUACCAAAGUCAAGGACGAGAGGGAGAAUACCGUCACGGAAAAGCCAGAACCUUACAUUCCACGCUUCACGAGGGUUCGUCGAACGAUGGGUGCUUUGGGAGUGGUGUGUUUGAUGGUGCUGGUUGUAAUUGGUACAGUGGUUGGAAUCGUCGUGUACCGGGCGAGCGUUCUUGCUGCGUUGUACGCAAAUUCCAGCCACAGCCUUCGUGAAAACGCCAAGCUCAUGACCUCUAUCACUGCUGCCGGGAUUAACUUGAUCUUCAUUCAACUGCUAACGUGGUUUUACUUCAAAAUCGCCGUGAACUUGACGAACUGGGAGAAUCCUCGCACAGUCACGGAGUAUCACAACAGCUUUACGUUGAAAAUGUACGUUUUCGAAUUCGUCAACACGUAUUCGGCUCUCUUCUACGUAGCGUUCUUCCAAGCUGGUUAUAUUAAUGGCAAUCCGGUGAAAUACAACAGAAUAAACGGACGAAGAAUUGAGGAAUGUCACCCGGCCGGGUGUCUGAUUGAUGUCUGCAUACAACUGGCUGUGGUCAUGAUCGGAAAACAAAUUUUAGGAAUGCUCAUCGAAUUUGUUUACCCGUCAAUUCGCAAAUGGUGGUACGACAGACGCUUCCGUCGUCCUAGCAACGCUGACGAAGCCUUGCCAAGGUGGGAAAACGAUUAUUGGUUGCAUGAAGAACCGGAGUUCCGAAUGUUUUAUGAAUAUUUGGAUAUGGUCAUUCAAUUUGGCUUCGUGACAAUGUUCGUUGCUUCGUUCCCAUUGGCGCCACUCUUCGCUCUUCUGAAUAAUUUCGUGGAAACACGAGCAGACGCCAUUAAUUUUGUCGUUAACUACCGUCGCCGAGUCGCCGAACAAGUGAAAAAUAUCGGAAUAUGGUUUAAAAUCUUGGAAGUUGUCACCAAAAUCUCGGUCGUGGUUAAUUCGUUUGUGAUUGCUUUUACCACAGAGUUCAUACCGAGGCUGGUUUACUCUUAUCGGUACAGUGCGGACGGAUCGUUAAAAGGUUAUGUCAACAACUCGCUAACCUACAUCAACAUUUCCGAUCUAGAACCAGACUCUUUGCCCGACAAUCCCUUAAAGAAUCUCAACUAUUCGCUGCCUUACUGCAGAUUCAAAGAAUACCUGGAACCGAACAAGCCAUAUGACGUCAGCAAACAGUUCUUAUACGUCAUGUUAUACCGCCUUGCAUUCGUCAUCGCCUUUCAAUAUUUUGUAUUUCUCAUCAAAGACACACUAUCCCGUCUCGUCCCGGACAUCCCCAGGUCGCUGCAGGCAAAGAUCGCACGCAAGUUGCACGUGGAGCGCAUGUGCUUUCGCAAGAGUGCCGUGGAAGCCACGCGCGAGUUCUCGCGGCAGCAGCAAGAACGGGUACAGCGAGCAUCCGGUCCAGCGCACUUCGACGGCAAAGUACUUCAUGUUGGUAAACGAAACUCGAGCAAGAAAAAGAAGCGGGAGAGAAAGCAUUCAAAUGAAUUCCCAAGUUCCUUUUUUCAUCACCAGUCCUACGUUUGAAGCAGCUCUCGGUCGAAAAUAUUUUAAAAAUAUUGGGCAAAUAGCAAAGUAGCAACAGAAUCACCUACGAUCAAAUCAAUGAAGAUAUCCAGCCUUUAGAUUUUAGCCAAUAGCCGGUCACUUUAACACGUACAAAUGUGCAAGCGCUGUUUUCAAAGUUAUUGAAUAAAGCUUUCCUAAUUCCACUCAGUAUAAACGAUUUGAAAAGCAAGAGACUUAGUAGAAAAGAAACAUUAUAUGAACGAUUCAUUCCGUUGUAAUUUCAAUGUCUGAGCAGUAUUUUUAAAUACCCUCAUUAUCAGGUGUGUAAAUUUCCACCUUUGAAGCAUAAAUAACUUUCAGUAAAGAAAUAUCAAGUUGCAGGUAAUUCAAACGAUCACACAGCCAUGGCGAAAAUAAUAGUUCAGUUGAGAAUAAAAUGAUGAGUAUUUAUUUAACUACACACAACGGGCAGACCAUUUAUGGCGAUAGGAGUUGUUU
Messenger RNA from Dendronephthya gigantea, 3640 nucleotides. Its product is annotated as anoctamin-4-like. The transcript is spliced from 8 exons. Gene Ontology annotation, cellular component: plasma membrane. The record is from RefSeq and is a predicted model, not a curated record. Gene Ontology annotation, biological process: chloride transmembrane transport. The coding region runs from base 350 to 3160 and encodes 936 amino acids. Lineage: Eukaryota; Metazoa; Cnidaria; Anthozoa; Malacalcyonacea; Nephtheidae. Gene Ontology annotation, molecular function: protein dimerization activity; chloride channel activity.